Messenger RNA from Nannospalax galili (Upper Galilee mountains blind mole rat), 986 nucleotides. Its product is annotated as olfactory receptor 4F15. The transcript has a single exon. The coding region runs from base 21 to 986 and encodes 321 amino acids. Gene Ontology annotation, biological process: G protein-coupled receptor signaling pathway. Gene Ontology annotation, cellular component: membrane. NCBI's taxonomy places the organism in Eukaryota, Metazoa, Chordata, Mammalia, Rodentia, Spalacidae. Gene Ontology annotation, molecular function: G protein-coupled receptor activity; olfactory receptor activity. The record is from RefSeq and is a predicted model, not a curated record.
UGGUUUUGGUGUCUGAAGCAAUGGAUGGAAUGAAUCGCUCUAUAGUAUCUGAGUUUGUAUUCCUGGGACUCACUAAUUCAUGGGCGACUCAGUUUCUACUCUUUUUCUUCACCGUGUUGUUCUACCUUGCAAGCAUGAUGGGCAACCUUGUCAUUGGGUUCACUGUAACCUUGGAUGCUCAUCUGCACUCUCCCAUGUAUUUCCUCCUGGCUAAUCUCUCAGUCACCGAUAUGGCAUUCUGCUCAAUUACAGCUCCCAAGAUGAUUUAUGAUAUUUUCAAGAAACACAAAACCAUUUCCUUCUGGGGAUGUAUUACACAAAUCUUCUUUAGCCAUGCUGUUGGGGGCACUGAGAUGGUGCUGCUCAUAGCCAUGGCCUUUGACAGAUAUGUGGCCAUAUGUAAGCCUCUCCACUACUUGACCAUUAUGAGCCCACGAGUAUGUCUAUUUUUUUUAGUCAGUUCCUGGAUCAUUGGCCUUAUCCACUCACUGGUGCAAUUAGUGUUUGUGGUAGAUUUGCCUUUCUGUGGCCCUAAUACACUUGACAGUUUUUACUGUGACCUUCCCCGACUCCUCAGACUUGCCUGCAUGAACACUCAAGAGCUUGAGUUCAUGGUCACUGUCAACAGUGGACUCAUUUCUGUGGGCUCCUUUGUCUUGCUGGUCAUUUCCUAUAUUUUCAUUCUGUUCACUGUUUGGAAACACUCUUCUGGGGGUUCAUCUAAGGCCCUGUCCACGCUCUCAGCACAUGUCACUGUGGUCAUCUUGUUCUUUGGGCCACUGAUGUUUUUCUACACAUGGCCUUCCCCAGCAUCACACCUGGAUAAGUAUCUUGCUAUUUUUGAUGCAUUUAUCACUCCCUUUUUGAAUCCAGUCAUCUAUACAUUCAGGAACAAAGACAUGAAAGUGGCAAUGAGGAGACUGUAUAGUCGUCUUAAGCACUAUAGAAAACAGCUUGGCUGUGAAGAUGGAACUAGAGAUGCUUGA